Messenger RNA from Dichotomopilus funicola, 366 nucleotides. RefSeq lists its product as uncharacterized. The record is from RefSeq and is a predicted model, not a curated record. Lineage: Eukaryota; Fungi; Ascomycota; Sordariomycetes; Sordariales; Chaetomiaceae. The coding region runs from base 1 to 366 and encodes 121 amino acids. The transcript has a single exon.
AUGUCGGCCCCUACUACUGAGCAGAUCCGCCAGCUGAGCGAGCAGGUCGUGGAGUUCGCCCCCCAGGUGACCCAGCGCCGGCCCUCGACCUUCCUGUCGCUGGCCCCCAAGACAUCGGACUCCUACCCGCGGGCGCAGCGUGCCAAGCAGCAACCUCUCACCACCGAGGCCCUCGCCCAGGUCACGCAAACGGAAGCUGCCGCCGUCGCCGUCGAGGAAGACGCGACCAAGCGCCGCACUUCCAGCCUCGGCAGCGAUGCCUCCAAGUUCCGCUUCCUCAAGCUCGGACCGGUCCACUGGGGAGAGCACCAGGAUGACCACAAGGACGACUUCCAUGAGGUCGUGAACGAGGUGGCCGUCGAGUGA